AUGCCUCUGCAACUCCGCAUCGGGGGCCACUACCAUCUCUCUGCUUCGUCGUCGUCUUCCCUCCAGUUUGGCUCGCCCACUCACCGUCGCUAUGCAGAUGCCCACGAGCGGCCCGGCGCCUUCGUCCCCCGGCAUCGGGUCAUGGACCGCUACCGGAUCGUCGGCUUCAUCAGCAGCGGCACCUACGGCCGCGUGUACAAGGCCGUCAGCCGCGUCGGCACGGCGCCCGCCCCCGGGACGCACCAGGCCGCCGCCGGCCAGGUCGAGGUCGCCAUCAAAAAGUUCAAGCCGGACAAGGAGGGCGAGCAGGUCAGCUACACGGGCAUCUCGCAGAGCGCCAUCCGCGAGAUGAGCCUGUGCAGCGAGCUCCGCCACGGCAACGUCAUCCGGCUGGUGGAGACGAUCCUCGAGGACAAGUGCAUCUUCAUGGUGUUUGAGUACGCCGAGCACGACCUGCUGCAAAUCAUCCACCACCACACGCAGCAGCCGCGGCACCCCAUCCCCCCGGCCACCAUCCGGAGCAUCAUGUUCCAGCUGCUCAACGGGUGCCAGUACCUGCACACCAACUGGGUGCUGCACCGGGACCUCAAGCCCGCCAACAUCAUGGUCACGUCAGGCGGCGAGGUCAAGAUUGGCGACCUGGGGCUGGCCCGGCGCUUCGACAAGCCGCUGCACUCGCUCUUCAGCGGCGACAAGGUCGUCGUCACCAUCUGGUACCGCGCGCCGGAGCUGAUUCUCGGCUCGUACCACUACACCCCGGCCAUUGACCUGUGGGCCGUGGGCUGUAUCCUGGCCGAGCUGCUCUCCUUGCGGCCCAUCUUUAAGGGGGAGGAGGCCAAGAUGGACAGCAAGAAGACGGUGCCUUUUCAGCGGAACCAGAUGCAAAAGAUUGUCGACAUCAUGGGGCUGCCCACGCGCGCCAGGUGGCCCUUGCUGCCGGCCAUGCCCGAGGCCGGCCAGCUCAACACGUUGCAGGCGCCGCCGUAUGCCCAUCACCACCACCACCACCACCACCAUCAUCAUCAUCAUCAUCACAACCAGCACAACCAGCAACAGCAACAGCAACAGCAACAACACCAGCAACACCAACACCAGUACUCGCCCAUGCAGCAGCAGCAGCAGCAUCACCAGGGCCACCACUCGUCCUCGGCCACCGGCACCACCACGUCCAACCUGGAAAAGUGGUACUACAACACCAUCUCCAACGCCUCGUCCGGCGCGUCCGGCUCCUCGCCCACGUCCCUCGGCGCAGAGGGCUUCAAGCUGCUGGCCGGGCUGCUGGAGUACGACCCGCAGAAGCGGCUCACGGCCGCCCAGGCCCUGCAGUCGACCUUCUUUACCGCCGGCGACCGCGUCCACACCAACGCGUUUGAGGGCCUCAAGGUGGAGUAUCCCCACCGGCGGGUCAGCCAGGACGACAACGACAUCCGCACGAGCAGUCUGCCGGGCACGAAACGCACCGGCCUGCCAGACGACGGGCUCCUGCGGGCUACCAAGCGUGUGAAGGAGUAG
This is a messenger RNA of Ustilaginoidea virens, 1512 nucleotides long. RefSeq lists its product as uncharacterized. Gene Ontology annotation, biological process: protein phosphorylation. Bases 1 to 1512 code for a protein of 503 amino acids. Gene Ontology annotation, cellular component: mediator complex; nucleus. Lineage: Eukaryota; Fungi; Ascomycota; Sordariomycetes; Hypocreales; Clavicipitaceae. Gene Ontology annotation, molecular function: RNA polymerase II CTD heptapeptide repeat kinase activity; cyclin-dependent protein serine/threonine kinase activity; ATP binding. The record is from RefSeq and is a predicted model, not a curated record. The transcript has a single exon.